Molecule: messenger RNA, 2054 nt
Organism: Canis lupus familiaris (dog)
Lineage: Eukaryota; Metazoa; Chordata; Mammalia; Carnivora; Canidae
Gene: ACTL6A
Product: actin like 6A
Exons: 15
Coding region: 492-1655 (387 amino acids)
Biological process (GO): regulation of transcription by RNA polymerase II; nervous system development
Cellular component (GO): NuA4 histone acetyltransferase complex; SWI/SNF complex
Molecular function (GO): chromatin binding
Source: RefSeq, a predicted model, not a curated record
GAGGGUUUCCGCAGCGUCCCCGAGGGCCAGGCGAGCGGCGGGGGGUGCGGGCCUCGGGACGCCCAGCUGCCUCACAGCUGCCUGUCGGCUGACUGGGCUCUCAGGGUGACUCGUGGGGACACCUGUGGCUUAAAGACCUCGUCCCUGGCGGGGGCUGUGGUGGGCUGGAAGGGUCCGCACGGGCCUGGGAGUUCCACAGACCUGGCUGCCUGUACUUCCAGCCUAUUUAGUGAGCGCGUUGGCCUUGGCUAAGUAGGAGGCACUGGUGUAUCUGAUUCUGGUCUGUGCUGUGUUUGAUGAGUUUGGAAAAAGAGGAGACAGAUCUAAAGUGUUGCUUUUGUUAUCGUGUCUAGUAAGGUUAGUGUUUCUGAAGAAGUUGGCAUUUUACAGAUGAAGUUGGAGCUCUUGUUUUUGAUAUUGGAUCCUAUACUGUGAGAGCUGGUUAUGCUGGUGAAGACUGUCCCAAGGUGGAUUUCCCCACAGCUAUUGGUAUGGUGGUAGAAAGAGAUGAUGGAAGCACACUGAUGGAAAUAGACGGUGAUAAAGGCAAACAGGGCGGCCCCACCUAUUACAUAGAUACUAAUGCCCUGCGCGUUCCCAGGGAGAACACAGAGGCCAUUUCACCACUAAAAAAUGGAAUGGUUGAAGACUGGGAUAGUUUCCAGGCUAUUUUGGAUCAUACCUACAAAAUGCAUGUCAAAUCAGAAGCCAGCCUGCAUCCUGUUCUCAUGUCAGAAGCACCGUGGAAUACUAGAGCAAAGAGAGAGAAACUGACAGAGUUAAUGUUUGAACACUACAACAUCCCUGCAUUCUUCCUUUGCAAAACUGCAGUUUUGACAGCAUUUGCUAAUGGUCGUUCUACUGGGCUAAUUUUGGACAGUGGAGCCACUCAUACCACUGCAAUUCCAGUUCAUGAUGGUUAUGUCCUUCAGCAAGGCAUUGUAAAAUCCCCUCUUGCUGGAGACUUUAUUACUAUGCAAUGCAGAGAACUCUUCCAAGAAAUGAAUAUAGAACUGAUUCCUCCAUAUAUGAUUGCAUCAAAAGAAGCUGUUCGUGAAGGAUCUCCAGCGAAUUGGAAAAGAAAAGAGAAGUUGCCACAGGUUACAAGGUCUUGGCACAAUUACAUGUGUAAUUGUGUUAUCCAGGAUUUUCAAGCUUCAGUACUUCAAGUAUCAGAUUCAACUUAUGAUGAACAAGUAGCUGCACAGAUGCCAACUGUUCAUUAUGAAUUCCCUAAUGGAUACAACUGUGACUUUGGAGCAGAGCGGUUAAAGAUUCCUGAAGGAUUAUUUGACCCUUCCAAUGUAAAGGGGUUAUCAGGAAAUACAAUGCUGGGAGUCAGUCACGUUGUCACUACAAGUGUUGGAAUGUGCGAUAUUGAUAUCAGACCAGGUCUCUAUGGCAGUGUUAUAGUGGCAGGAGGAAACACGCUAAUACAGAGUUUUACUGACAGGUUGAAUAGAGAGCUCUCUCAGAAAACUCCCCCAAGUAUGCGGUUGAAAUUGAUUGCAAAUAACACAACGGUAGAACGAAGGUUUAGUUCAUGGAUUGGUGGCUCGAUUCUAGCAUCUUUGGGUACCUUUCAGCAGAUGUGGAUUUCCAAACAAGAAUACGAAGAAGGAGGGAAACAAUGCGUAGAAAGGAAAUGCCCUUGAAGAGAGUUCCCAAAGCUCUUCCUUCCUGUGUCACCUUAAGUUUCAUAGCUUUAGUAUACUCAGGAAAAGAAUGACCAUCUUUUGUAGAAUGUUUAUACAUUUUUGCAUAUUUCAAUUUCCACUUAAAAUUUUUAAGGCUUUAACUGGCUCUAUAAAUUAAGAUAAGUUUGUGCUUUCCUUGAAAUGCACUUAUUCUUAUUACAAGCAUUUUAUAAUUUUGUAUAAAUGUCUAUUUUCUCUAAAUAUUUUGCUUUCAGUAAAAGCUUUCCAACUCUGUUUAGUAUGUUAAUUACCAGUCAUUGGUAGAAUUGGUUUUUAUUGACUAGUAAAACUUACUGCCUAUGCUUUUUAUCUUAGGCUUGCAAAAUUAAAUAAAAAUUAUUAGCCAUUCCAGAAAUA